Nicotiana tabacum (common tobacco) is the source of this 1978-nucleotide messenger RNA. Its product is annotated as xyloglucan-specific galacturonosyltransferase 1-like. The record is from RefSeq and is a predicted model, not a curated record. NCBI's taxonomy places the organism in Eukaryota, Viridiplantae, Streptophyta, Magnoliopsida, Solanales, Solanaceae. Gene Ontology annotation, molecular function: glycosyltransferase activity.
UUCCUUCUUAAGUAUCUAAGUGCAUGGAUCCCAUAAACGUGCCCUCAAUGAUGGUAUCUGUCAUGCUACUACGUGCUUUCAUGUUCAGCCAUUUUCUAAAUUGAGACCAAAACAAAAUAUUAUGUCCAGUUUUGAAGAAAUUAAAAGCAUACUAGAAGAGAAAGGAUCAAGAAAAUCCUUGUUAGCUACCAAGAAAAUGACCACUUCUAUUUCCAAAAAGAAAGCUAGGCUUUCCAAAAAAGAAGCUAAUGAACUUGGCACCUUCUUUUAUUCUAUCCUAGCUAAACUUCUAUGUCUUAUCCCUAUUGCAAUCCUCUUCGUUCUUUUAAUCUUCUUUUGGUCUUCUUCUACCACCAUUAUUUCUGGUAAAAUUAUCCAUCUUUGCUUCCAAUCCCGAAAACUCAAUGAUCUCUAUUGCAUUUCUGCUGGAACACAACCAAAUCUUGAAACCCCAAUUAGCUCCAUUUCCAAUGAUAGUUUCCCAUCUGUUAAUGGUACUGCAACGAAAUUGGUUAAUGAUUUGCAACAAAAAUCUACACGUCUUGGCAUACCGAUACCACCAGGGUACCAUGCUUUCAGAAAUGGCCUGGUUAAAAGCGACGAGGAAUUGUUAGUGGCUUAUAAUGAUGUGGAGGAUCAACUAAUGGUGCAUCGAUCGUGGAUAUCAAGCCAAAACAAUGCAAAAUGUGAUGGUAGGGGAAUAUAUGUGUAUGAAUUGCCAACAAAGUUCAACAAAGAUUUGGUAUCUCAGUGUGCUGACAUGGUUCCUUGGGUCGACCUCUGCAAUUUCUUUAGCAAUGAUGCAAUGGGUGAGCCAGUAGAAAAGCUAGGAAAAGGAUGGUACCAAACUCAUCAGUAUUCAUUGGAGUUGAUAUUUCACUCGAGGAUUCUGAAUCAUCCUUGUAGAGUAAUGAACAAAAGCGAAGCAGAGCUAUUUUAUGUGCCUUUCUAUGCUGGACUUGAUGUCUUGAGAUGGCAUUUCAAGAAUGUUUCAAAUGAUGUCAAGGACUCUCUCGGACUAGACCUUGCAAAAUGGCUCGAGUCGCAACCAACUUGGUUCAAGAGAUCAGGUAAAGACCAUGUCUUUGUUCUUGGAAAAAUAUCUUGGGACUUCAGAAGAUAUAACAAUUCCGAUUGGGGAAGUAGGUUUUUGGAGCUAAACGAAAUGCAGAAUCCAGUAAAGCUGUUGAUAGAACGACAACCAUGGUAUCUUAACGACAUAGGAAUACCUCAUCCGACUUAUUUCCAUCCACAAUCAGAUGAUGACAUAAUAACAUGGCAGCUCAAAAUCAUUAAGGCAAAUCGAAAAAGCCUUGUGAGCUUUGCUGGUGCACCACGACCUGAUGCACCAGAAAGCAUUAGGUCGAUCUUGAUCAACCAAUGCAUUUCAAUAGAAACUGGUGAAUGCAGAUUCUUGAAUUGUAGUUCGGGUGCAUGUGAUCAACCCGAGUCUAUCAUUGAGCUGUUCAUGGAAUCUGAAUUCUGUUUACAGCCUCCAGGUGAUAGCCCGACAAGAAAAUCAGUAUUUGAUUCUCUGAUAUCAGGUUGCAUUCCGGUAAUAUUUGAUCCAUUUACAGCAUACUAUCAAUAUCCUUGGCAUUUACCAGAAGAUUAUAAAAAGUAUUCAGUUUUCAUAGAUCAAGAAGAUGUGAGAAAUAUGAAAGUCAAUGUUGUGGAGAGGCUUAUGAAAAUUCCUGCAGGGGAAAGAGAGAAAAUGAGAAGAUACAUAAUUUAUGAAUUAUUACCUGGAUUGGUGUACGGAGAUCCAAAAUCUAAGCUGGAGAAAUUCCAAGAUGCAUUUUCUUUAACAAUGAAUAAUCUGCUUGAAAGGUUGACCAGAUUGGAAUAAUGACAAAACUAUUUUUGUUAGUUUUGUUGUUUCAGUUUAGUCACAUGUGUAUCUUACUUCUGUACCAGGAAACCGAGGAGAAUUUUAGUCUCCAAGGGGAAUACAACUUCUAAUCAUUUUACAUGCUCA